Mauremys reevesii (Reeves's turtle) is the source of this 2224-nucleotide messenger RNA. RefSeq names its product vascular endothelial growth factor B (gene VEGFB). Gene Ontology annotation, biological process: positive regulation of endothelial cell proliferation; positive regulation of angiogenesis; vascular endothelial growth factor signaling pathway. The coding region runs from base 887 to 1534 and encodes 215 amino acids. Gene Ontology annotation, cellular component: membrane. The transcript has 8 exons. NCBI's taxonomy places the organism in Eukaryota, Metazoa, Chordata, Testudines, Geoemydidae. Gene Ontology annotation, molecular function: heparin binding; vascular endothelial growth factor receptor 1 binding; chemoattractant activity. The record is from RefSeq and is a predicted model, not a curated record.
CCAUCCAUCUCCACCCCUCCAUCCUUCCAACCAUCCCCAAUCCUCCGUUCUCACCCCGCUCCAUCCAUCCCUCCUUCUCCACCAACCCCUCCAUCCAUCCAUCCCGUCAUCCGUCGUCACCCACUCCUCCAACCUUCCAUCCAUCCUCACUCAUCUGUUCUCACCCACCCACCCUUCCUUUAAUCCUCCAUCCCCACCCCUCUCCCCCACUCCAUACCCACAGGCCCCUCCACCUAUCCCUCCCCACACACCCGUCUACCCCUCCACCCGUUCCGUUCCCCACUAUUACCACAGGGGCUGCUCACAGCAUCCUCCACCCCGGAUGGGAGCCUAAGUACCAUCCAUUCCCCCAGCCAGCUCCCUCCUGCCCUCCCUCCCCUGCUUCCUGCCCAUCACCCCUCUCCUGCUCCGCCCUGCUGCCCCCGUUCCCCCUCCCGGACCCGCCGCGCUCCCUCCUCCCGCUGCCUGCCGCCUCCCCUGGGGCCGGGCUGGGCCGGGCCAUCAGUCACUCCCUAGAGCCAGCCCCGCUCCCUCUCCCCGGCCGCCCGCGGCCGCCUGGCUCACUCGGAGCCGCUCGUUCCUGCAGGCGCGCUGGCCCCGCGGGCUCCGAUGCACCUGUAGCCGCCCCCGUCAGCGGGCCCCCCUGGGGCCGGGCGGGGCCCGAUCCUUGGAUUUACCUCCCCACGGACUGCGGAGCCGGGCUCCUGCGCUCCCUUCGGGGGACUCCCAGGGCCGAGGGGUCCGUGCCCCGCAUCCCGCCAGCCCAACGCUCGGAGCUACCAUGCGAGUGCCCCGGACUGCGGGCGCUGCCGGAGGGAGGGGGCAGCUGCCGGCCAGGCGCCCUGGGCACCAGCGCUAGGGAACCCCCACACUCCGGCUCGGCACCAUGAGAGCCCCCGGGGAGACCCUGCACCUCCUGCUGGCUACAGCGCUGCAGCUGAUCGGCUGCGCAGCUAAGGCACCACAGCCCCAGACGAAGGGGACUCCCCCACUGGGGGAAGUGAUGCAGUGGAUGGAGGUUUAUAACCGCAGCUUCUGCCAGCCGAAGGAGAUGCUGGUGCCCGUGAGCGAGGAGCACCCGGCCGAGGUGGAGCACCUGCUGGCACCCUCCUGCGUGCCCCUGCGUCGCUGCGCCGGGUGCUGCGCUGAUGAGGGGCUGCAGUGUGUGCCUACCCGCAUGCAUAUGGUGGUGAUGGAGGUGAUGAAAACCCGCUACCUGCACAGCCACCUGGGCCAGCUGGCCUUCGUGGAGCACAGUGCCUGCGAAUGCAGACCAAAGACAAAUAGCAAAGUAAAUCCAGAAAGGCCUGGGCGGCCCAAGGGGAAAAACAGCAUUGGACACAAACACAAAAAGAAGAGACCCCCUGAACGGGACUCCCCUCACCUGUCCUCCUGCCCGCCCUGCUCAGACAAACGGAAGCGCCAGGAUCCUCAGACAUGCCAGUGCCGCUGCCGGCGCAGGUCCCAGCACUGCCGGGACCGGGGCUUGGAGCUCAAUGAGCACUCAUGCAGGUGUGAGAAGCUGCGCAGAUGAUCUGACGGGGGAGGGGGGUGACCUGGGACCAGCCUCUCCCCCCCCUGCCCAAGCCCAGCUCUUCAUUGGAACAAGGACAAGACUCUGGCCCUGAGCUCCCCCUGCUGGAGAGGAGCCCAAGGAAGAUGAGCAAGGCUGCCCAGGAAUGGACCUGAUGAGAGGACUCCUGGGACCAUGCUGGGAGGGUCAGACCCCAUUAUCCACUGCCUGGACAGGACCUGUCAGGAGGGGCUGCAUCUUGCACGGCCUCUUGUGGACUGGGGCAGCCAGAUCCCAGGGCCCCUCCAGGACUCGGGCAGCUGGAUUCCAGGACCCCUCCAAGACUCGGGCAGAUGGAUUUCAGGGCCCCUCCAGGAUUGGGGACCAGAUCCUGAGGCCCCUCCAGGACUCCGGCCCCCAGAUUCCUUUGAUGCCCACCAAGGCUGCCCCAGCUCUGCUGACCAGACUCUCAUCCCUUUGUCGUUAUUUAAAGUUCCACACACACCCCUCACUGCCCCAUUCAUCCCCAAACCCCUUUAAUUUAAUACUUGCCCUCACCUUCCUCUCCAUCCCCCUGGAUCAAACCCUGUUUCCCUGCUGGAGCCAAGGGGAGGCUGGACACCAGCUCAAGGACUCUCCCAGGGCACGUCCUGCUGCUGUAACUGCCCGCACAUUGGUAUCCGGCUCUAAAGCUAUUAAAUGGAUGCGACA